AUGGCGCCACGCGGUCCUCGCUCGUCCAACUCUGGUCGAGAUGCCAGGGGUUCUGCGCUAAACGCCAAACCCAGUUCGAGGGGCGGCAUUCAGAAGCGCAAGGGGCCCAGCAGGGUCGACGAUGACGGCGACCUUGACAUGGAUGCGGCCGGGAAACGACCGAGGACAACCCCCGGGUCGACAACCACGAGGAGCGGCCCUGCCCCUCGCUCGGCCGCGACCCGGAACCCUCGGGGCGUCUCGAGAGCGGCACAGAACGUCAUGAAGCACCUGAGGAGCGGGGACUCUUCUGCUCUGGCGAACCGCGUUUCGGACUCAACCGAAGCAAGAGCUGCGCGCGCGCGUGGCAGAGCUGCCGGCCUUACCUAUCUCCGGAUCCACGGUCUAAGACAGAGCAAGGCGGCCAGCAACAAGGACGGCGGUCUGAGUGACCUGCUCAGCUUCCUCGAGAGAAAAGCAUCUUCCCUCAGCUCCACCCGACGAGCACGCCCAAUCAUGAUAAGCAAGUCACACGUCGCCGGAGAUUACGUGUUUAUCGGGGCGAAGAAGGAGGACGCAGAGGAGCUAGUCAAACUCAACACCUUCACCUUUGCGGGGACUCAGCUCGAGAUUGUCGAGUCAAACGAAGAGUUGGGUUUCGCGAGCAAGGCCACCGAGUCCAAGGAGACGCAGGAACUGCGUGCGAAGCUGCAGUCGAUCCUCAGCGCGCGAUAUCUUGGUGACAACAAGCUCCUCAAGCUCGAUUCCCUCGCUUCUGACGCCGAGCUCGUCACACUGGGCAUGUUCGAGAACCGAGACAGAGCCCUCAAGACGUUCAAGGGUCUCAUGGCCAUCUGCGAUGGCCUCUUCAAAACGCCAGCGGCGAAGCGAGAGGCAAUCGAGAGCAUCAGUCUCGCCAACAAUAACAUUGACGACGUCAUCCAAGUUGAAACAGUCGCGACAACGUUUCCUCAGCUGAAGAACCUCGACAUGAGCGGCAAUCAGAUUGCAAACACCCAGGGCUUGGAGCGUUGGAAGGGCAAGUUCAAGGAACUGGAGACCAUCUACACGACCGGGAAUCCCAUUGAGACUGCCGACCCCAAUCUUCAAGCAACUUUGCUUCAGUGGUUCCCGAAACUACAGGACAUCAACGGAGUGCGGGUGCGAACCGCGGAACAAAUCGCCCAACAGGAAGAGGCAGCGAAGCCAAAGCCCAUACCGCAGAGCGGUCCUGAUUUCCGCGACGUCAAUGGCAUAGGCGAAAACUUCCUCUUGGAUUUCUUCACAUCUUUCGACAACGACAGGCAGGGUCUGAUUUCGCGUCUCUACGACGAGGCCACACAAUUCUCGAUUGCGGUGGACACGCGGUCCGUCAGAGACCCCAAUGCCCCAGCGCCUCUACCCUGGUCUGCCUACAUCAAGGUGUCGCGGAACCUGACCAGGAUCACCCAUCAGCACACGCGAGUCCAGCGGCUCUUCAAAGGCGCCAACAUCAUCUACGACUUGUGGAAAUCAUUACCCUUGACGAAGCAUCCCAACAUCAAAGAGGACAUCAGCAAGUACAUCAUGGACUGCCAUCCGCUUCCCGGCCUGGCAGACCCCAACGGACAGGCGCGGGUGGGCGUUGACGGCCUCAUCAUUGCUGUGCACGGAGAGUUCGAAGAGUACGACCAGAAGACGAAGGAAACGGGCAAGCGCAGCUUUUCGCGGACCUUUGUUCUCGGCCCUGGCCAGGCUGGAAGGGGCCCGAUCCGAGUCGUCAGCGACAUGCUUUCGUUGCGAGCGUACAGCUCGCUCCCCAACGUCUUUGUGGCGCCCGGCGGCAACACGCAACCCGCCAGCGCCCCUCCUGCCAACGAUCAGCAUCAAGCUAUGAUUGCGGAGCUGUCGAGGCAAACGGGCAUGGUUCCAGAGUAUUCGGAGAUGUGCCUGUCGCAGGUUGAGUGGCAGUUUGACAAGGCCCUCAUCAUUUUCAACGAGAAAAAGGCGUCUUUGCCAGCCGAGGCCUUUGCUACUCCGGGGCCUCACUAG
Molecule: messenger RNA, 2010 nt
Organism: Purpureocillium lilacinum
Lineage: Eukaryota; Fungi; Ascomycota; Sordariomycetes; Hypocreales; Ophiocordycipitaceae
Product: nuclear mRNA export, poly(A)+RNA binding protein
Biological process (GO): poly(A)+ mRNA export from nucleus
Cellular component (GO): nucleus
Molecular function (GO): protein binding; RNA binding
Source: RefSeq, a predicted model, not a curated record